Messenger RNA from Phanerochaete carnosa HHB-10118-sp, 1006 nucleotides. RefSeq lists its product as uncharacterized. The transcript has 4 exons. The record is from RefSeq and is a predicted model, not a curated record. The coding region runs from base 1 to 915 and encodes 304 amino acids. NCBI's taxonomy places the organism in Eukaryota, Fungi, Basidiomycota, Agaricomycetes, Polyporales, Phanerochaetaceae.
AUGUCGGGGCGGGCUAGGUCCGACUCCCUGGAGCAGCAUGAGCUCCGACCGGUUGCGAUGCAUAUCGACAGUCGAAUCGGUGCCUGUCGUCGAGAGGUACCGCCUCCAAGCGCUCCAGCGCGUACUAUGUAUACCGGCCUGCAAGCAUGGCACGAGUUGACGCUAAGAAGGGUUCUCGCUGUAAUGCUGUGGACGUUUAAACUGUCUCAGUUUGUCCGAGAUCUGAGACUUGAAAGCACUGAGGCGACGGUAGGUAUCCCAACGUCGUCCCUCAAGGGCAAGGUUCCUAACAACGAGUCGAGCAUCAGAAAAGGCCCCCACCUCUACCUCAAAAACUCAUGCUCCUCCUAUUUCCUCGCUCAAAUCAAUGUGGGCACAAGACGUUUGACAGACUUCGUCGCCGAUAUCAAGAGACCUAACAGCAGGCUCGCGGAGCACGUUCGACGUCUCUGCAUUCGUUAUGAACCAUCCUUUGAGGAGUGCUUGUGCGACGCUGGUUUCGGAAAUCCCUCACGUCUUCCCUUCCCGGAGCACUAUACCAUGGAUAUCUCGGAGCUCCUUUGCGCAAUCCACGAGAUGGCGCCGCGGCUGAGCCUGUUCUCCCUCUAUGAUCUCCAGGGACAAAAUAGGUACUUGCGCGUCCGCAGUGACGACACCCUCCCCUCAUCACGACACGCCCUCUGCUUUGACGGAGAGGUGAGACUGACAGGGCUCAAUACCGAGUCUGCCCUCUUCUUCCUACAAGAGUGCAAAUAUGUCAAGACGCUGAAGAUCGACGGAUGCAGCGUACCCGUAUUGUCGACCAUCAAGGGGACCAGAGACCUCCAGGUCGGCGCGCUCAGUGUCAGGAGAUAUGGCGUUCCUGAAGCAUCUGGCACCGCUCUUGGUGGGACCCUCGCGUCUGGAGGAGAUUGAGGCUGUGUUUAUUGCAGGAUAUCCCACAGCCAAUCUUGCUUAUCUGAACGCGUUUGUGGUCUUGACGAACGAUGUGUUGCGGUCCAUACGG